AUGGUAAGAUGGAGCUCUGUAGAAACGCAGAAGAGUUUUGUAGCGAUCACUGGUGCCAGUAGAGGACUUGGGAGAUGUAUAGCACUGCAAUUUGGAGCCAAGUUUCCUCCUGAUUCGGGUUUGGUUCUCAUGGCAAGAAAUUUGGAAGCUUUAGAAAGUGUCAAGUCGGAAAUGAUAUCUCAGUCUCUUAAUGUCAAAAUUGUGGUCCGUCAAUACGACCAAGGCAAUACCGAAGACGCUGAUUAUUUCAAUGAUAUAUUCACUGACCUUUUAUCGACCAACAACAUUUCUCCAUCGGACUUUGAACAAUUUAUGAUCGUCCAUAAUUGCGCCAAUAUCGGAGAUGUUUCAAAGCAUUCCUUAGAACUAUCCGACGCCAAAUUUGUCCAAAAGUACUUUGAUGUCAAUCUGACAGGAAUGAUUUUACUAAACACAAGCUUCUUCCGUACCUUCUCCGAUUCUACUAAAGCUCGUGUUGUAGUCAAUAUGACGUCAGCAGUUACAUCGACGCCCUUGCCGACUAUGCAUCUGUAUUGUGCAGGUAAGGCUUCCCGGGACAUGUUUAUGCGCGUGCUUGCCGUUGAGGACCCGUCUCUCAGAAUACUAACUUUUGCCCCAGGAGCCUCAGAUACAGAUGGGACGCGAGGAAUCGAGGCAAACAGUCGGAGUAAACCUUUGAUCGAAACACUAAAACAACUUCGGAAUAAUGGUAAGAUAACAUUUCCAGAAACACCCAUCAGCAAACUAGUGCAGAUACUGGAGGAAAACUCUUUCGAAAAUGCUGUGUACGUAGAGAGUGACAAGCUCUUUUAA
This is a messenger RNA of Ylistrum balloti, 813 nucleotides long. Its product is annotated as sepiapterin reductase-like. Gene Ontology annotation, molecular function: sepiapterin reductase (NADP+) activity. The transcript has 4 exons. Bases 1 to 813 code for a protein of 270 amino acids. The record is from RefSeq and is a predicted model, not a curated record. Lineage: Eukaryota; Metazoa; Mollusca; Bivalvia; Pectinida; Pectinidae. Gene Ontology annotation, biological process: tetrahydrobiopterin biosynthetic process.